Cataglyphis hispanica is the source of this 3231-nucleotide messenger RNA. RefSeq lists its product as uncharacterized. Gene Ontology annotation, molecular function: Atg8 activating enzyme activity; Atg12 activating enzyme activity. Gene Ontology annotation, cellular component: phagophore assembly site; cytoplasm. The record is from RefSeq and is a predicted model, not a curated record. Gene Ontology annotation, biological process: autophagy of mitochondrion; C-terminal protein lipidation; autophagosome assembly. Lineage: Eukaryota; Metazoa; Arthropoda; Insecta; Hymenoptera; Formicidae. Bases 351 to 2468 code for a protein of 705 amino acids. The transcript is spliced from 9 exons.
AUACCUAACUUCACAUAAAAAGGCAUACGCAACACGCGAAUUAUAACAACGUGCACUUUCUCUGAUAUUUUUAUAAAUAUUCUUCUUUAUUAUUGAACAUGCUUCUUUUUCGCAUUUGUUUUCAAUAUAAUUGUAUGAGAAUAAUCAUGAUGUUUAUGAUUUAUAAAUUUACAUCAUAAAAAUAAUGAGAUUAGUGUUGAUUGCUCUAUAUGGAUAUAUCUGAUACACGUAUAUGAUAUGUGUUUUUAUUGAUGUUAAUUCGUAGUUACAAGAGAUAAAUCCUGGAACUUUUCAAUGUGAAUUGCGCUAUCAAAAUAUUCAAGAAUAAAAUAAAUCAUUAAAUACCAAAAAUGACGUUACAAAGGGUAAAAUUUACAAAGCUGAAAACAGCAAUGGACUCAACAUUUUGGGCAAAAUUUACAGAAUUGAAAAUAGACAAAUUGAAAUUAGAUGAGAAGUCCAAAAUACAUUUAUGGGGAAGUUUCUCUCUUCAAUCAAUGAAUGAAGGAAGAACUAAUCCAUUAACACUUGAUUGUACAUCAUUUAAUGAAGAUUUGGAUACAACUUCUCAUAAUACGGGAGUAGCUUGCUAUGGUUAUAUGAUUAAUACAAAUACAUAUGAAGCAUUUAAACAGAUAAAUCAUCAGAAGUUUAUUGAUACUAUGGGCAAAUGUAUCAUUGAUAGUAUUAUAGAUGGCUCAGCUUUGCAAGAAUCUUGGCUGCUCUCGAUAUUUUCUGUGUUUGCAUAUUCAGAUCUGAAAAAGUAUCGAUUUUAUUAUUGGGCUGCACAUCCGACUCCUUUUACAUUGCCAGAAAUUUAUUUAGUUGAACCACCAAAAUCAUCUGACACCGAAUUUACAACUAAUCAAAUAGAUAAAUUACAAACAAACUUUCUUCAUUUGGAUGCAAAAUCAAGAAAUUUUUUCACAAUUUUUGUAUCUGGAAAGGAUGAUUUAAACGUUGAUAAUUUAUCGAAAGGAGUGGAACAUGUAAAAUUAAACAUUAAUAGCAAUGGAGAUUCUAAACAGGUGGAAAAUAAAGUGUACUUUGCAUUUUAUGAUCCUUGUGCAAGUGCAGAACCUGGAUGGCCCUUGCGAAACCUUUUGUGCCUAUUACUGUGGCAUUGCCCUACAUAUUGUUCAAAACACAACAUCAAAGUCUUAUCUAUAAGGAAUGAUAAAAUGCAAACUGCAGUUAUAUUUACACUUAAAAUCAAAGAAGAUAGAGAUGUGGAAAGUAUAAGGAAAGCUAUUUCUGAAGAUCAUUUAGUAGGUUGGGAAGCUAACGUCAAUGGAAAAAUGGGUCCUAAUAUCGCGGAUUUAUCUAAUACCAUGAAUCCUAUCAAAUUAUUGGACGAAGCAAUUAAUUUAAAUUUGAAACUGAUGAAAUGGCGUCUUGUACCUGAUCUAGAUUUGGAGAAGAUUAGUGGUCUACGAUGCCUUCUGUUGGGUGCUGGUACAUUAGGAUGUUCUGUAGCGAGAGCACUCCUUGGCUGGGGUAUUAAUAAUAUAACACUUGUAGAUUAUUCUAAUGUUUCUCACAGUAAUACAGUGCGCCAGAGUCUAUAUACACACGAAGAUGCGGUAAAACGUCGAUACAAAGCGCAUGCUGCGAAAGAUGCUUUGCUCAGAAUAUGUCCCAACAUGAAUGUGGAAGGUGUGGUUUUGUAUAUUCCUAUGCCUGGUCACGUUGUUGGUCAAAGCAUGAUGGAAACAACGAAGGAAGCUAUGAGCAAAUUGCAAGAACUCGUAAGCAAUCACGAUGUGGUGUUCUUGUUAUUGGAUUCGCGCGAAGCCAGAUGGCUACCAACCCUGUUGUGUGCCGCAAUGAAUAAAAUAGCUAUUAACGCUGCUUUAGGCUUUGAUUCGUAUACAGUACAACGGCACGGUACGCGUAAUCUUUCGGAUUUUGUUGUACCUAAUCUAAUGGUACAGAAUCCUGCAGGAGAAGAUCUUGGGUGUUAUUUUUGUAAUGAUGUAACCCAACCCGGAAACUCACAAAUGGACAGAACACUCGAUCAACAAUGUACCGUCAGUCGGCCGGGUUUAUCGCAAAUCGCCGCAGGUUUAGCAGUUGAAUUACUUGCGGCAAUAAUGCAACAUCCGCAAAAAAUUUCAGCUAGAGCGCUUAUGAAUAAAGAUAGCGAUGAUUGUCAAGCAAACAUAGAUGAUCCAUUAAUAGGAUUAUUAGGUGGUAUACCUCACACAAUACGGGGUUCACUUUGGAGCCACGAAAUGAAACUGACGAUUACACACAGAUUUCCAUUUUGUACGGCUUGUUCUGUACCUUUGAUUAAAGAGUAUUGCCAACGUGGUUUUGCUUUCGUACUCGAUGCUUGCAAUGUACCAAAUUAUCUCGAAAAAUUAUCAGGACUUGAAGAAAUACUGAAAAGACCAGACUUGGAUGAGUUAUGUUUUACAAUCGACACUUCAAGCGAAGAUGAGGAGGAAUUAAAAACUGCAGUUUAAACAAUGUAAGUAAUGGGAAAAUUCACAUAAAAAUACGAGUUUUAGAUGUAAACUAUUUGCACUGUUUAUACAUAAAACUGAUAUAUGACAUUUAUAUAUACUUGCAAAAAAUGUAAAGAAAGAAACAUCCGAAGGAUUUAAUCAAAGUAACACAUAUUCUGUAAGCUCAAAAGCUUUAAACACAAAAAUUUGUUAAUACAUAAGAAAGAUAUAUUGUGAACAAAGAAAAUCUUUCUGUUUUUUCAGCUUUGCAUUUAACUUAUAGUUAAUACAUCAUACACAUUUGUGUGUAUACAUGUGUGUGUGAUACAUAGUUUUAUGUACAUUAUUAACAUAUUAAUUUCUUUUUUAAUUGUCUUCAUACUGUAGUUUUUAUACUGUAAGUUAUAAUGUUUAGAAAAUAUUAAGCGCAAAUUCUUCUAAUUUUAGUUUCUUUUUAAAUUUAUUUUUAUAAUUAGUUUUAUUACACAAGAGAUAUUUAUUUCAAUAUGAAGGAUAUAUAAAAAUUGUAUAUGUAAUGACAUAAUUCUCAGACUUGCUAAUGUGUUAAAGUUAGAAAAUAACUAUCGUAAUUUUUAAUCAUAUUGCUCGUUUUAUAAAAUAUUUCUCAUACAUUUUUUUCUUGUAUGUUUUUCUAUGUUAUAUUUUUAUGUCAGUGCUACUAAGAAGAUGUACCUGUGAGCAUUCGCUUUUGUGAAAGUGGCAUAUAUAAAGUUCAAAAAAUCUCUCAAAUAAAACUUUCUCCUUCCUUUAUUAUGCGAAC